Ananas comosus (pineapple) is the source of this 3132-nucleotide messenger RNA. RefSeq names its product vacuolar protein sorting-associated protein 53 A. Gene Ontology annotation, cellular component: GARP complex. The coding region runs from base 231 to 2837 and encodes 868 amino acids. The record is from RefSeq and is a predicted model, not a curated record. The transcript has 24 exons. Lineage: Eukaryota; Viridiplantae; Streptophyta; Magnoliopsida; Poales; Bromeliaceae. Gene Ontology annotation, biological process: retrograde transport, endosome to Golgi.
CAAAAUCUGUCGGGCUUCCUCCUCCAACCACGAUCCUCCCAUUUCCCCUUCAUCACCGACUAUGCCCUAGAACUGUCGAGCUCGCCUGAGCCCCUUCGAAGGCGCCUUCCCGCCGGAGCUCCGCCCGAGCGCCUUCCCGCCGGAUCGCUCCGCCGAGCUCACUCCUCACCAACCUCCUGCUGUCACUUCUCUCCUCUACUUUGUAAAGUUGACAUUUUUACUACUCUCCCAUGCUAACUGCUACUACUACUACUACUUUUACCAUUUAUUCUUCAGGGUCAUUACAUAGAUCUGAGUGUUUGGAGAUGGGUAAAUCGAGCGCUCUCGAGUACAUCAACCAGAUGUUCCCAACAGAAGCGUCAUUAUCUGGUGUCGAGCCACUUAUGCAAAAGAUACAAAGUGAGAUUCGCCGUGUGGAUGCAAGUAUACUGGCUGCUGUUCGUCAGCAGAGUAACUCAGGCACAAAAGCCAAGGAAGAUCUUGCUGCGGCAACACAUGCUGUUCAGGAGCUUAUGCACAAGAUACAUGAAAUAAAAGCAAAAGCAGAACAAAGUGAAACAAUGGUUCAAGAAAUAUGCCGUGACAUUAAGAAACUGGAUUAUGCCAAGAAGCAUAUAACCACCACAAUUACUGCUCUUCACCGACUUACCAUGCUAGUCUCGGCUGUUGAGCAACUUCAAGUAAUGGCUUCAAAACGUCAGUAUAAGGAGGCAGCUGCCCAGUUAGAGGCUGUGAAUCAGCUUUGCAGUCACUUUGAAGCUUAUAGGGAUGUUCCAAAGAUAACUGAGCUUAGGGAGAAGUUCAAAAACAUCAAGAAAGUAUUGAAAUCACAUGUAUUUUCUGAUUUUUCAAGCUUAGGAACUGGAAAGGAAAGUGAAGAAACCAACCUACUGCAGCAAUUAUCAGAUGCUUGCCUGGUUGUUGAUGCCCUUGAGCCAUCUGUUAGGGAAGAAUUAGUAAAAAAUUUCUGCAGUAAGGAGCUUACAUCGUAUAAGCAGAUCUUUGAAGGAGCAGAAUUGGCCAAAUUAGAUAAGACUGAAAGGAGAUAUGCAUGGAUUAAGCGUCGGUUGCGAACAAAUGAGGAAAUCUGGAAAAUUUUUCCACCUGCUUGGCAGGUUGACUAUCUGCUUUGUAUCCAGUUUUGUAAGCUAACGAGGACACAACUUGUUGAUAUUCUCAACAACCUCAGAGAAAAGCCAGAUGUUGGUACUUUGUUACUGGCACUGCAAAGAACCCUUGAAUUUGAAGAAGAGUUGGCGCAGAAAUUCAGUGGAGGAACUACACACUCUAGAAACAAGGAAUUGGGAAGUGAUGAGGAAGAAGCUGACGAGGGAGAAAAUCGUAACAAAAUUGUUUCUGAUAUACGGAAGAAAUAUGAAAAGAAGCUUGCGGUUCCUCGUGAUGGAACUGAAUUGGAGAAAGAAAAGCAUAAAGAUUUGUCGGUCCCCGGGGCUGGUUUCAAUUUUCGUGGUAUUAUUUCAUCUUGCUUUGAAGCACAUCUGGCAGUGUAUGUGGAGCUAGAGGAGAAGACCUUGAUGGAGCAUUUGGAUAAACUUGUUCAGGAAGAAACUUGGGAAACUGAGGAGGGCAGUCAGACAAAUAUAUUAUCAAGUAGCAUGCAGGUAUUUCUGAUUAUCAGAAGAAGCUUAAAGAGGUGCAGUGCUUUGACAAAGAACCAGACAUUGUUCAACUUGUUUGAGGUAUUUCAAAGAAUUCUCAAAGCAUAUGCAACCAGAUUAUAUGCUAGAUUACCCAAAGGAGGUACUGGGAUAGUUGCUGCUGCUACUGGUACUGAUGGACAGAUCAGGACCUCCGACAGAGAUGAGAGGAUGAUAUGUUACAUUGUUAAUACAGCAGAGUACUGUCACAAAACGUCUGGUGAACUAGCUGACAAUGUCUCUAAGAUCAUUGAUCCUCAAUUUACUGACAAGGUUGAUAUGUCUGAAGUUCAGGACGAGUUCUCGGUAGUGAUCACCAAAGCACUGAUGACGUUGGUGCAUGGACUUGAAACAAAGUUUGAUGCUGAAAUGGUUUCAAUGACCCGUGUUCCGUGGGCCAGUCUUGAAAGUGUUGGUGACCAAUCAGAAUAUGUAAAUGGCAUCAAUUCUAUCCUGUCUAGUAGCAUUCCGGUGCUUGGUAGCCUACUUUCUCCUACGUACUUCCAGUUUUUCCUGGACAAGCUAGCGGCAUCUCUGGGUCCUCGAUUUUACCUCAACAUUUAUAAAUGCAAGCACAUAUCAGAAACCGGUGCGCAACAGAUGCUGCUAGACACUCAGGCCGUCAAGAAAAUCCUCUUGGACAUCCCAACUUUAGGGAAACAGACUGCACUUGCUGCUAGCUACUCAAAAUUUGUAAGCCGUGAGAUGAGUAAAGCUGAAGCCCUCUUGAAGGUUAUUUUAUCUCCUGUUGAUUCUGUUGCAAAUACAUACCGUGCAUUACUUCCUGAGGGCACACCUCUUGAGUUCCAAAGGAUACUCGAUCUCAAGGGACUGAAGAAAGCAGACCAACAAGCUAUACUAGAAGACUUCAACAAGCACGGCACGAGCAUCAGACAUCCUUCGGUGCCUCCGUCUGUUUCAUUGCCGCCUGCUCCAGUUGCGCCGACGGCUCCACCGCUAACAACAACGACAACAACUACCUCUACUACAAUGACUUUGUCUAGCAUGACGAGCACGGGUACUCCAUCAGCAGCUCUUGCUUCCCGAGAGGACGUGCUUACUCGUGCCGCCGCGUUAGGGCGGGGAGCCGCCACCACUGGUUUCAAGAGAUUUCUCGCAUUAACCGAGGCUGCCAAAGACCGGAAGGAUGGGCCGUUCCGCAAGCUCUUCAGUCCCUAGACAUUCGGCGUUCUUUGUGUAAAUCAUUGCAUUAUUUUCUUUAGUAAAUCUGAUGCGCCUUGUAGCCAUAGUUUUUCUUCUUCUUCUUCGUCUUCUUCUUCUACUUCUUUCCCCCAUUUUCGAGCUUUGCAUAUGUAAUCUUAUUUUCACAAAGUGGGCAAUUCUUUUUGUCUUUUCGCAAAGAUAGCUGCUGUUACUUGAUCAGAUAAGAGGCUACUGUACCUGUUUGUCGAACAAGGCCCUUUCAUCUAAUUUCGGGUCAUAAAAAGAAAAUAAUGAAAUGCAUUGGAUAAUA